CGAGGAUAAACACAACAACCGGACGCGUAGGAUAGUGUAACCAAUUUCCUGGAUUUCGUUUUGAUGAUUUCUUUUCGGUAAUUAAGUGAACAGUUGUGUAUGUUUUGUGUCAUAAACUUAGGUAUUUACGAACGCCCGAAUUCAUCUCCAUGGAACAAAAGAUAAUGUUGAGCAAGUACAACAUCGUUUAAUAACAUCGUCCAACGAAAAGAAAAUGCGUAGCGCCAAGCUGCAGGCAGCUCUGGUCAAACGGCGCGAAGCUGAACAGAUCAAGUACCAAAAAUCGGCCGCCGUAGAACGAUACUACGACCAGUGGGGACGCAUUACGAGCCGCUAUGAAUCGUGGACGACGCCCCAGUACUACCGGGAGGCAGAGGAGGCUCUACGGAAGCGGGAGGAAGAGAAGAGAAAAGCGACUGAACUGCAGGCCAAACGAGAAAGACUGAAACAAAUGUUGCAGGACGAAGCUGAACAGCUACAGAAGGAAGUGGAAGAUAUAUCCCGCCCUAAGCCGAAGGCCCUAUCUACUGAAAUUUUGGAAGGAGUCCGGGCACGCCUGCACAGCGCCGAAGAAUCGAAAAAAAGGUUGGACCUCGAGGCGAACCUUUACAGCAAAUGGCGCCUCGGGUUCGAUCGCGAUGCGGUCAUUAUGGACUCGAAAACGUGCCAUCAAGCAAUGGCGAAAUUAAAUUGGAUCGAUCGGCAGGUUGAAAUGCAAAUUCAGGAUGAAAAGAAUCGCCGGGAAAAGCAGGAGCGGGAGCUGAAGCUGCAGGAAGAGUUUUGCCGGAGGGAGGAGCUGCUGCUGGAAAAGAGUCGUAUGCGGGAGCAGGAAAUGAAAGAGCUUCGCAGCAUGCAGGAGAUGCACAUGGCAGAGCUGAAGUCACGCGAGCAGGAAGCAAAUGAGCUAAAGCUGUACGAGGUGCGACUGAAGACGAAAAAGGACGAGAUGGCUACGGAACUGGAGCAAUUGCGGGUGUACAACGAUCGGCGACGCGAUCGCGUAAUGGCAAUGCAUAACUUGAGGCGCAUAAAAAUGUUACUCCGCGAGCGCUCGGAAGCGGUGCGUAACGAUCUGCGACAUGACUUGCAACUGCUUCAGCGCAUCAGCAUCGAUAACCCGAGCACCACGGACAGUGCCGAAGGUAUCGAAUAUUUGCGCCGAAAGUUUCAACUUCAGUAUGAUCUUGAGGUGGAGCAGCAAAUGGCGAUCGAAAAUAUGUACGAAUCGGAGGCAAAGCACAACUUAAGCAAAUGGGAAGACAAAUGGAACAGUGAAGCUAUCAUUCGUGAGCAACAGUUACGCUGCCUGUUGGAGGAUCGAUUGAUGGAUUUCGAAGCGAAACACGUGGAAUGCAGCAAACGGCAGCGUGAGCUUAUCGAGGUACGCGAGCAGCACCUGCAGGCGAUCGAAAGUGCCAACCAGCGGUUGAAAGAGUUAAUGUCUGAUAAAUCGCGCGAUGAGUAUGUCACUUCGUCAAACAAUAGUCAAUUGCGGGAGCUUCUGGUGCAAAGGGAAGGAUGUGCUGAUAACGGCAGGCAAAUGAGAAGACCAACGUCCCAAACUUCCCAACGAAGUAGUACAUUCAACAGUAUCUUUCCAUUCGACGAUAAUUUCAAGGAGCUCAAGUUGACCAAAACCCUUCCACGGGCUGAAACAAACACUGCGGACGAACUGACGGUUCCUAGGUACGGGCGAAAAAAGGUUGCGUGGAGUUAAAGAAAACAGGGCAUGAGACUGUAAAAACCGUGACUGUAGUAACAGUGAAAAACCAAAAUAUUGAGGGAAUUUAUUAGAUAAGGUCUUUAGAAUGCUUUGAACCAUUGUGUGUUUUGAGAUAAUAUAUAUUGUUUGUAUAAAAAUAGAACAUGUCCCUUACUAUCGAUUACUUACAACAGCAGUGAAAGAGAAAACGUUUUUUUUUGUUCAGUUUUUAUUUAAUUUGCACAUCCUUUUCAUUUCCGCGUAUCCCCGAUUACGUUAAAUUUACCAUUCAAAAAAGUCUACGGUAUUGAAUGUGUGUAGAUGAGUGUUUUUAUCUGAGCAGAGAAGUUGUCUUUCGAUCGCACGAUAAAGAUAUACAUUUAUUUCCGUUUUCAAUUACCACACAAAUGCCUUCGAACGGCAACAUAAUGGUAAGUGAAUUUAUGUUGAAGCAUUUGCCGUCAGGCUUAGAUGUAUUGAGUCCAAAUGAAUGGUAAUUAUAGUAUGCAGUGCUCCAUUUUGUAGAGCUUGUGUCUCAUAUCUUCCGAGUCAUAAUUUUCAUAUAUUA
This is a messenger RNA of Anopheles coustani, 2270 nucleotides long. Its product is annotated as trichoplein keratin filament-binding protein. Gene Ontology annotation, biological process: apoptotic process. Gene Ontology annotation, cellular component: keratin filament. Lineage: Eukaryota; Metazoa; Arthropoda; Insecta; Diptera; Culicidae. The transcript has 3 exons. The record is from RefSeq and is a predicted model, not a curated record. Bases 215 to 1717 code for a protein of 500 amino acids.